CGGUGCACGGACGGUCCCCGCCGUCCGCCCGGGUCCGGGGUGGGCGAGGGGCGGCGGGGGCGGAAGGGGAGGCGGAGGGCGCGCAGCGUCCCCGGGCGAUGUGGCGGCCCCCGCCCCCGCCCCCCGCCCCCCACCCGGCGCCGCUUCAGUCGGCGCUCGGCAGCGAGGCGGAGGGUCGCUGUCAGCGGCGCCGCUCCCUCCCUCCGUCCCACCACAAUGGGCAUCCUGUGGAUCCUGUGGCUGGUGCCCGCAGCCGCCGCGCUGGAAGAAACCUUGAUGGAUUCCACGACAGCAACAGCGGAGCUAGGGUGGACAGCCCAUCCUUCCACUGGCUGGGAAGAAGUCAGCGGAUAUGACGAGACCAUGAAUACAAUCAGAACAUACCAAGUCUGCAAUGUGUUUGAGGCCAGUCAGAACAACUGGCUCCGCACCAAGUACAUCAAGCGCAGAGGGGCCCAGCGCAUCCAUGUGGAGAUGAAGUUUUCCGUCCGUGACUGUAGCAGCAUUCCUAAUGUUCCUGGCUCCUGUAAAGAGACCUUCAAUCUCUACUACUAUGAAUCUGACACAGAUUCAGCAACAAAGUCAACUCCACACUGGAUGGAAAAUCCCUGGAUGAAAGUUGAUACGAUUGCAGCAGAUGAAAGCUUUUCCCAGGUGGACCUGGGAGGGAGGGUGAUGAAAAUUAACACAGAAAUCCGAAGUUUUGGCCCAGUGUCCAGGAAUGGCUUUUACCUGGCCUUUCAGGAUUAUGGGGGAUGCAUGUCCCUGAUAGCAGUCAAGGUGUUCUACCGCAAAUGCCCACGGGUCAUCCAGAAUGGGGCGAUUUUCCAGCAAACUCUGUCUGGAGCAGAGAGUACGUCCCUGGUCGUGGCUCGUGGGACCUGUGUCCCAAAUGCUGAGGAGGUGGAUGUGCCCAUCAAGCUGUACUGUAACGGAGAUGGAGAGUGGAUGGUUCCAAUAGGCCGUUGCAUGUGUAAGGCUGGCUACGAGUCAGUGGAGAAUGGCACCAUCUGUCGAGCAUGUCCGUUGGGAUCAUUUAAGCCUCUCCAAGGAGACGAUGUCUGUUUGAACUGUCCAGUCAACAGCCGGACUACCAAUGAAGGGGCCACAAGUUGUGUCUGUCGGAAUGGAUACUAUCGUUCAGACUCUGAUCCACAUGACAUGCCCUGCACCACAACACCAUCUGAACCGCAGACUGUUAUUUCCAGUGUAAAUGAAACGUCCCUGAACCUGGAAUGGACGUCUCCGCGAGAGACCGGAGGCAGGGAAGAUGUGGUUUACAAUGUGAUCUGUAAGAGCUGCAGUUCUGGGCGUGGACCAUGCACUCGAUGCGGGGAUAAUGUGCAGUUCGUCCCACGACAGCUGGGCUUGGCUGAGCCUCGUGUUUACAUCAGUGACCUGUUGGCGCACACACAAUACACCUUCGAGAUCCAGGCUGUGAAUGGAGUCUCUGAUCAAAGUCCUUACUCGCCCAGCUUUGCAUCCGUCAAUAUUACUACCAACCAGGCUGCGCCAUCUCCAAUUUCAUUUAUGCACCAAGUGAGCCGGACGGUGGACAGUGUCACACUGUCCUGGGCUCAACCUGACCAGCCCAACGGAGUCAUCCUGGACUACGAGCUCCAGUAUUAUGAGAAGGAUCAAACGGAGUACAACUCCUCAACGGUGAAGAGCCAGACAAACACCAUCACCAUCGGCAACUUGCGCGCUGGCACCAUCUAUGUCUUCCAAGUACGAGCACGGACCGUGGCUGGGUUUGGGCAAUUCAGCGGAAAGAUGUAUUUUCAGACAAUGACAGAAGCUGAAUACCAGAGCAGUGUCCAGGAGAAACUUCCUCUCAUCAUUGGAUCAGCAGCUGCUGGCCUGGUCUUCAUAAUUGCUGUUGUAGUCAUUCUCAUUGUUUGCAACAGGAGACAAGGAUUUGAGCGGGCAGACUUGGAAUAUACGGACAAACUGCAGCAUUACACAAGUGGCCAUGUGACACCUGGUAUGAAGAUUUAUAUCGAUCCAUUCACUUACGAAGAUCCCAAUGAGGCUGUAAAGGAAUUUGCCAAAGAGAUUGACAUGUCCAGUGUGAAGAUUGAACAGGUCAUUGGUGCAGGUGAAUUUGGAGAGGUAUGCAGUGGGCAUCUCAAGCUACCUGGAAAGAGGGAGAUAUUUGUGGCUAUCAAGACCUUAAAAUCUGGUUACACAGAGAAGCAGAGACGGGAUUUCCUGAGUGAAGCAAGCAUCAUGGGACAGUUUGAUCAUCCAAAUGUCAUACAUCUGGAAGGAGUUGUCACCAAAAGCAGCCCAGUAAUGAUUAUCACAGAGUUCAUGGAGAACGGGUCACUGGACUCCUUUCUCAGGCAAAAUGAUGGACAGUUCACGGUUAUACAGCUAGUUGGAAUGCUGCGUGGAAUUGCUGCUGGGAUGAAGUAUCUGGCAGACAUGAGCUACGUGCACAGAGACCUGGCUGCCCGCAAUAUUCUCGUCAACAGCAACCUUGUGUGCAAGGUUUCUGACUUUGGACUGUCCAGGUUCCUAGAGGAUGAUACAUCAGACCCAACGUAUACAAGUGCUUUGGGAGGGAAGAUUCCAAUACGCUGGACAGCACCAGAGGCCAUUCAGUAUAGGAAGUUCACAUCAGCCAGUGACGUUUGGAGUUAUGGUAUAGUCAUGUGGGAAGUAAUGUCCUAUGGGGAGAGACCUUACUGGGACAUGACCAAUCAAGAUGUGAUCAAUGCUAUUGAACAAGAUUAUCGACUACCUCCGCCUAUGGACUGUCCAACAGCUCUCCAUCAGUUAAUGCUCGACUGCUGGCAGAAGGAUCGGAACAAUAGGCCGAAGUUUGGGCAGAUUGUGAAUACUUUGGAUAAAAUGAUAAGGAAUCCAAACAGUUUAAAGGCUCUGACACCAUUAUCUUCAGGGGUAACAUUACCUUUGCUGGAUCGUACAGUUCCUGAUUUUUCCAGCUUCUCCACAGUAGGUGACUGGUUGGAGGCCAUUAAGAUGGGUCAAUAUAAAGAUAACUUUUUGAAUGAAGGCUUCACAUCGUUUGAAUUUGUCUCCCAAAUGACUGCAGAGGACAUGCUUCGAGUUGGUGUUACCUUGGCAGGACAUCAGAAGAAAAUUUUGAACAGUAUUCAGAUGAUGCAAACACAAAUGAAUCAAAUUCAGUCAAUGGAAGUCUGAUCGUGGGUUGGUCUGUACAAAGACGUUCCAUUUGGCAGUUCGGAGUAAUCUUAAACCAGGAGUCCUUAUGAGACUGACACAUUGCAACCUGGACCUUCACAGUCUAAAGUCCUUCUGAGAACUUCAACGAAGGCUGGAAAAGCUCUGUGAAACAAGAUUAACAUUUACAUUUAAUCCAGGAAAACCCUUUAAAAGGGUUCAAUCAACUGUAAUGUAAAACUAACAGAAUAUCCAAGGGACCAUGCAAUUAACCCAGAAUCUGUAAUUACCACAAACACUUUGUGUGAUAAUUCAGAAAUGGCUAAAGUGCCAAUGCCCUUUACAUUAUUUUUUCCUGAAACAAACAUAAAACAACAAAAUAAUGUGUAUAAUGAACUCAAAGUACAAUUUGGAAGUAUGCAGUUCAGAAUAUAUCACAGCCAUUUGUGUGCAAGAAUUAAAAUUCAGGAAUUAGAGGAAGCACAAGUUUUGAGGCUGGAUCCUUUAAUGUAAGUGGUGUGCAUCUCUCCAAGAAAAAAACUGAAGAACAGCAAACAAAACUGCAGUAGUUACA
Molecule: messenger RNA, 3724 nt
Organism: Pristis pectinata (smalltooth sawfish)
Lineage: Eukaryota; Metazoa; Chordata; Chondrichthyes; Rhinopristiformes; Pristidae
Product: ephrin type-B receptor 2
Exons: 16
Coding region: 217-3171 (984 amino acids)
Biological process (GO): protein phosphorylation; cell surface receptor protein tyrosine kinase signaling pathway; central nervous system projection neuron axonogenesis
Cellular component (GO): neuron projection; plasma membrane
Molecular function (GO): ATP binding; protein binding; transmembrane-ephrin receptor activity
Source: RefSeq, a predicted model, not a curated record